AUGGCUCUCUUGUUCCUAGCGUUUUGCCGAGGAGGCUCGUUGUUCUUUGUGUCCUUCCUGUUCCCGCAAGAGAUGGCGACCAAGGUGCGUUCAUCGUUGCCGUUCUCUACCAAGGUGGAAAUAAUCCGGCGCGUUGAACGCGGCGAGAAGUCAGAAGUCGCCGCAUCCUUCAAGAUCGCCAGAAGCACGCUGAGUACGAUACUGAAAAACAAGCCAGCGAUCCUGCAAAAGGCCCGAGAUCGACCGAACGCCGACGGAAAGCGCAUUCGGGCGCCUGCCUUUGACAGAGUGGAAAAGGCGCUGUACGCGUGGUUUUUGGAUAUUCGCGCUCGAAACCUUCCAGUUUCGGGCCCCAUGUUACAGCAGAAAGCAAAAGACUUUGCCUUUUUGCUAGACGUUCAAGCUUUUAGUGGCGGAUCCGGAUGGCUUCAACGGUUCAAGGAACGUUACGACAUCGUCGGCAAAGUUGUCGCCGGCGAGAGUCGAGCAGUCGACAAUGAAAGCGUCAAGAAGUGGAUCGCCGAAAACUGGCCAGCAAUUACGGAGCAGUACAGGCCCUGCGAUAUUUAUAAUACCGACGAAACCGCACUGUUUUGGAAGCGUGUAGUGGAGCAGCUGCUCACCAAGCUGCAUGUGGGAAAAGAACUGAAGAUUGAUUUGUUGGGUGCUAUUGAAAUGCUUAGCCGUGCUUGGAGCGACAUCGCGCCUAACACAAUUAAGAAUUGUUUUCGCCACGCGGGACUGUACCUGGAUAACGACAGAGCAAGUACCGAAGAGGCAAUCGACGUUACGGAUGACGACUUAAACGAGAUGUGGAGAGACCUCGGCCGUCUUCCCGACGGGGUCCCGGAUGGCGUGGAGCUGGAAGAUUUUCUCGGAGUGGAUGAUGAUGUCGCAGUGACCAGCAGUCCUUCAGACAACGAAAUUGUCGCCGAGGUCGUGGCGGCUUCAGCAAACGACGCCGACGUCGAGGAAGCAGAGGACCCAGAGGCACCUUGCCCGACGCUUCACGAGGCGCUUGCAGCGACGGAAGUGCUCCGUCGCUACUGUUUUCAGAUUCAGGGAGGUGGACUAAUUCUGGUAAACCAGCUAUCUCGCGUCGAGGACGAAAUUUUGAAGGACGCAGUAAAAGCGAAGACGCAGGCAAAAAUUACCAGCUUCUGUCGGUAA
Messenger RNA from Ixodes scapularis (black-legged tick), 1170 nucleotides. RefSeq names its product tigger transposable element-derived protein 6-like. Gene Ontology annotation, molecular function: DNA binding. The transcript is spliced from 2 exons. Lineage: Eukaryota; Metazoa; Arthropoda; Arachnida; Ixodida; Ixodidae. The coding region runs from base 1 to 1170 and encodes 389 amino acids. Gene Ontology annotation, cellular component: nucleus. The record is from RefSeq and is a predicted model, not a curated record.